This is a messenger RNA of Hyaloscypha bicolor E, 1350 nucleotides long. RefSeq lists its product as uncharacterized. Lineage: Eukaryota; Fungi; Ascomycota; Leotiomycetes; Helotiales; Hyaloscyphaceae. The transcript has 2 exons. The coding region runs from base 1 to 1350 and encodes 449 amino acids. The record is from RefSeq and is a predicted model, not a curated record.
AUGCCUGCCGUCGUCCGAGGGAGUGGGCGAUCCAAUUCCCAAGAUCCAACUUCACCAUCAAGUCCUAUCCACGAUCGACGAGUAACCUUCGACCAAGUUCGAGACGAGCCUUCCUCUCCAGCGCGAAUAGCCUCUCCACGACAAUCUACCUCGAAUCGACGGCAAUCCUCCCACCAUCACCGUGAUAGCGACCUCAACGAGGCAAAUCGCCUGGCAUACUAUGACAGUCGAGCAGCUACUCGACAGGAAUUCAAGCGGCGCGGCAGCACGCUGCAAUCCUACUAUCUCGCACACCCUGAACUGCUGCCCCAGCUGCCGUUCACAUUCCGCCAUGGAUUCAAGCGGUGGAAGCUGGCGGGCUACAUCUCGUUGAUGGUCUUCGACGCCUGUAUCGUGCCCAUCUUGCUCUACUACACCAUGACAUAUGGAGGAAAUGUCCAAGGAUACAUCACAUUUGCAGUUGUGACUGCGAUCUGGGGAGGACCUACAUAUGUUGAGUUCGCAGUACGAUCUCUGCGGCUGAUCAAGAAAGAGCAUUUUUUCAAGCCGCUCGGGGCGAAUCAAAGAUGGGCCUUCGAUAUCACGAAUUGGAUAUUGGUCCUUACAAUCACCACAGUCACAGCGCUUUUGAUUGUCGGCGCCGCACCACAUAUCGUGUUCCUACGGGUCCUCUCAAUGCCGGGGCCUGCUAUCUUGUAUUGCUUGUCAGGCCCGAUCUUCCUCAUGUCUCUAUACAGUGCAUGUGGUUGGAAAGCACCCUUUCGGAUCAGCUCAACUGCCAAGGGAGAGAAGGUCUUGCCUGGUAUUUAUUACAUCGUGGAAGAUAUCGUGGCUGUGAACGCAGGAGGUGGCAGACCGUUCCGAGAGGGAUGGGCUGCUAGAUAUAACGCGAGUCCUAUCUUCCGAAAGAUGAUCAGAGACCAAUCCUGGUUCUGGUCCAUUCCUGGGUUGUUCGUUGCAGUGGCAUGUACAGUGGUGAUUUGCAUCCACCCUGUGCCGAGGCCCGUUGCGUAUGGCAUUGGAUGGGCCGCGCCGUUUAUUUGGGCUGCUAUUUGGGCAGCGAUUACUGUACCUUGGGUACGAUCGGCACUGGCGAAGGAGAAGAAGAGUUGGGAAGAGGACUCGGCGAGUGUAAUUGACGAAGAGCAGAAACCCGCGCCUCCACCAGUCGCACCGGGGCCGUUGCCAGGGAAAGCAUCUGAGUCUUCUACGCUACGGGGUUCUGAGGCCGAUCGACAUGGGGAAACGAACGAGACGACUGAGACGAAAGACAUGACUGAGAAGAAGAAUACUGCCAACCUUGAUGGGGGAGAGAGUUCAUCGCGGCCAUCUGAUGGAACGACUAUUUGA